UCCAGCUACGAAGUAAUAGACAUUACAGGCCAAAGGUCUCUUACCUCACCAUUAUCUGCAUGAGCUCCACAUACGCAGUGGGAGAGGACAGAAGUCACCGCAGUGGAUCCGAUUGGAAUAUCUGCAUCUUUUCUAGGGUAAUCUCACGCUGAGUCGUGGGACUUUUUAGGAGAAAGGUCUUUUGCAUGGUGAGCACUGCUGCGUGGAGACCAGCAUGGAGAACAACGUCACACAGAUCUCCAGAGAAGAUCUGGAGGAGCUGAGAGAGGCUUUCAACAAAAUCGAUAUUGAUAACAGUGGCUAUGUAAGUGAUUUUGAACUUCAAGAGCUAUUUCGAGAGGCCAGCUUUCACCUUCCCGGAUACAAGGUACGGGAGAUUGUGGAGAAGUUCAUUGCCGGUGAUACCAACAAAGACGAGAAGAUCAGUUUUGAAGAGUUUGUUGUGAUAUUCCAAGAGCUAAGAAGUAAAGAAGUGAGAGAAACUUUCCGCAAGUCCAUCUCCAGGCGGGAUGGGAUUCGGUCAUUUGGAGGAACAUCAAAGAUCUCAAGUGAAGGAACGCAACAUUCUUACUCAGAUGAAGAAAAAGUGGCCUUUGUUAACUGGGUCAAUAAGGCCUUGGCAAAGGAUCCUGACUGCAAACAUCUGAUCCCAAUGGACCCGGAAACUGACAGUUUAUUCAAAUCCGUAAAAGAUGGAAUAUUGCUUUGCAAAAUGAUCAACCUCUCGCAACCGGACACCAUUGAUGAGCGGGUCAUCAACACAAAGAAAAGCACUCCGUUUACAAUGACUGAGAAUUUGAUGUUGGCACUUAACUCUGCUUCGGCUAUUGGCUGCACGGUGGUCAACAUCGAUGCUCAGGACAUGAAAGCAGGGACCCCUCACCUCGUGCUUGGCCUCCUCUGGCAAAUCAUAAAAAUCGGCCUCUUCGCUGACAUUGAGAUCUCACGCAAUGAAGCUCUAAUUGCAUUGCUUGAUGAGUCAGAAGAGCUGGACCACCUGAUGUCAAUGUCCCCCGAGGACCUUUUGCUGCGAUGGGUCAACUAUCACCUGAAAGCUGCUGGCUGGCAACAAAUCAGAAACUUCAGUGAAGAUAUCAAGGACUCCAGGGCUUACUUCCACCUGCUUGAUCAGAUCUCGCCUAAAGGAGACGGGGAUGAUGAGAUGAGGAUUGACAUUGACAUGUCUGGCCUGAAGGAGCGCGAUGAUGAAGUGCGAGCGGAGCUGAUGCUGAAGCAGGCGGAUCGCCUGGAUUGCAGACAGUUUGUCACUCCACGGGAUGUGGUGGCAGCAAACCAUAAGCUCAACAUGGCCUUUGUGGCCAAUCUUUUCAACAUGUACCCGGCCUUGAACAGACCCACCACUAAUGGCAUUGAUUAUGAAAUUGAGGGAGAAACACGAGAGGACAGGACAUUCAGAAACUGGAUGAAUUCUCUGGGGGUUUCUCCACAUGUCAAUCACUUGUACAGUGAUCUGCAUGAUGGUCAAGUCAUUCUUCAGUUAUACGAGAGAAUCCAGGUCCCUGUUGACUGGACUAAAGUCAAUAAACCUCCCUAUCCAAUACUGGGCUCCAACAUGAAGAAGCUUGAGAAUUGUAAUUAUGCAGUCGCACUGGGCAAAAAGGAAGCAAAGUUUUCCUUAGUAGGAAUCGGUGGUGAGAAUAUCAAUGAGGGAAGCCCCAUGCACACCCUGGCACUGGUCUGGCAACUGAUGACAAGAUACACUUUGAAGGUUCUGUCUGACCUCGGUGAAGGGGAAAUAGUCAAUGACCAAAUUAUUAUCAACUGGGUGAACAACACUUUGAAACAAGGCCAUAAAGACUCGUAUAUCAACAGCUUCAAGGACAAAUCAAUCAGCACUAGCCUGCCAGUGAUUGAUCUGAUCGACACCAUCGUGCCCAAAGUCAUUAAAUACGAGAUGGUGAAGAGCGGGGAAAUGACGCCAGAGGACAAGCUGAACAAUGCAAAAUACGCAAUCUCAGUGGCGCGAAAAAUCGGAGUCAAGGUGUACGCCCUGCCCGAUGACCUUGUGGAGGUCAAACCCAAGAUGGUGAUGACGGUGUUUGCAUGCCUCAUGGGAAGGGGCUUGAAGAAAGUCGAUGGCUGACCUUGUCAGAAAGCACAACCCAUACAUUGCACUUGUUUUCCCCCUGCCUUACGCACCAACACUUUAAUGCGAUUGUUAUUUUUUUAUGAAUAGUUCCUCAUGAAUUCACCUCCUGUUAAUUGCACCGAAAUACGUCACUAAUCAUUUCAUUUCUAGCUAAGAUGCAAGAUUAUUCAAAGAGAAUGUUAUUUUCUUAAUAAUUGUGAAUGCUUUAUUUCUUCAUCGGCUCUUGAUUCUCUCAGAUUGUAAAUAGCUGGAUAUUUUUGCAUUACGUAAAUAAAGGUGCUCACAAGAAAUA
Molecule: messenger RNA, 2402 nt
Organism: Rhinichthys klamathensis goyatoka
Lineage: Eukaryota; Metazoa; Chordata; Actinopteri; Cypriniformes; Leuciscidae
Gene: pls1
Product: plastin 1 (I isoform)
Exons: 16
Coding region: 215-2104 (629 amino acids)
Biological process (GO): actin filament bundle assembly; actin filament network formation
Cellular component (GO): cytoplasm; actin filament; actin filament bundle
Molecular function (GO): actin filament binding; calcium ion binding
Source: RefSeq, a predicted model, not a curated record